GGGGGGGGGGUGUUCAGGGGGAGUUGCUCCCUUUUCUAGGAAUGAAUAGGGAAUGAAUAGAAGUGAAUAGGGAAUGAAUUGAAGAUAAGAAAGGCAUGAUGAGUGCACAGUCACAGUCAACACAAGUCCAGACUAACCUGGCCAUCCCACCUGGGCAUUUACUCAUUUCAAGUGCUUGGCAAGGAACACAGUUGGCAUCACUCAUCUCAAAGGAAACAAAAGUUUUAUAUUCUGAUGGCUUGGGUGUGGUCGACUUCCAUCCGUCAGGGGAUGCUGCCGUCAUCUUUGUCAGUGAAGCAGACUUGUUGACUGGUGGGAGCUUCAAGAGGCGUAUUGUCAAGUUCCGCCAAGCAAACACCAGCUUGAGAGGGAUUGUCGUUGCUCAGAAAACACCCCAUACACAGGAGCCAUUCUCAGAUUUGCAGAAGUUUGUGUGCAUGGAGCUGGAUCUUGCUAUAGUGCCAGUCAAAACAAUAUCUGAGGCAGCUCAACUUCUAGCACAGAUGGUUAGAUGUGAAACUAAAGUAAGCAUCAACCCAUUCUGUAUGAAACCCAAAACAGUUAACAGUUCAGAUGCUGGGAUACUGGCAACUGCUACGGCUGUCCCUGGCUUAGGUGAAAAGCGUGCACGGCAACUGCUUGAACACUUUGGAUCUCUUUAUAAGAUUGCAAAUGCGACACAGGAGAACCUAGCUAGUGUUGUGGGAAAUGCUACAGCUUCUAGUGUGUACAAUUUCUUUCAUGGAAUUCAUUCAUGAUGUAUAAAUGUCUAUUUUAGUAAAUACACCUGUUCAUUUUA
Messenger RNA from Penaeus indicus, 799 nucleotides. RefSeq names its product Fanconi anemia core complex-associated protein 24-like. The coding region runs from base 96 to 758 and encodes 220 amino acids. Gene Ontology annotation, biological process: interstrand cross-link repair. Gene Ontology annotation, cellular component: Fanconi anaemia nuclear complex. Gene Ontology annotation, molecular function: chromatin binding. Lineage: Eukaryota; Metazoa; Arthropoda; Malacostraca; Decapoda; Penaeidae. The record is from RefSeq and is a predicted model, not a curated record. The transcript has 6 exons.